Molecule: messenger RNA, 2019 nt
Organism: Cydia amplana
Lineage: Eukaryota; Metazoa; Arthropoda; Insecta; Lepidoptera; Tortricidae
Gene: smg
Product: protein Smaug
Exons: 8
Coding region: 46-2019 (657 amino acids)
Biological process (GO): regulation of mRNA stability; nuclear-transcribed mRNA poly(A) tail shortening; negative regulation of translation
Cellular component (GO): P-body
Molecular function (GO): translation repressor activity; mRNA binding; protein binding
Source: RefSeq, a predicted model, not a curated record
AUUGUCUUCAAUAUUUUACCCGACUAUUGGUACUAAUUUUCUGUUAUGGCAACAACUAGUCAGCCAUUUUGGAUUUUAGUAGUUAGACGACGGUCCGUCUCAAAAAAACAAUUGUUUUCAAUCUACCUGUUAUUUAUACACAAAUAUAACGCGAGUGCAACGUAUCAAACCGCCCGACAUUCUAGCAACUUCAGCGUCCGAACCGAGUCUCGACCACUGCUCGUCGCGGCGGGCUCGAUCAGCUGUCAGGAACCUUUGACGUGUAGAACACAAACAAAUUUGUUAACGUGCUAUGCUGUUAUCAUGAACGCCACUUUUUACGAGCAACUGGGCGGCGUUGCGGGGGUUUUUGAGCAGUGGGGCGCCUGCGAGCGGACGGUGGUCGCCUGUGCCUUGGCGCGGCGAGUGCCUGUGCCGGGGCUGAGGCUUCUUCAGAGGGCUGUGGACGCAGCCCUAAGAGACCACGGGCCUGACGAGAGACUCGAGAGGGACGCUAAUGACGAGACGGUCCUCGCCGGCCUUCUUGAUGACGAUGACGAUGAGGGCGAAUGCCUCCGUCGUCUGCUGACGCUACUCCCGCUCCUGCGGACAGACAACGCGGCCGCCAAGGACCUCUACGUGUCGGCGGCGCCGCGGCUGGUGCAGCGGUGUGUGGACUCGCGGCGGCCUCCUGAACUGUGUUUACAGUUGUUAAGAUAUAUGUUGGUGCAUCCUGCGCUCACGGCUAUGGAUCAGAGAACGCUAACCCAAUGGCUCCGCUAUCUAGAAAAUCACAUGUCGGGCGCCAGAGACUCAGUGUGGCAACAGCCGAGUCUCCCCGAACACAACAUAUGGGGCGCCUCGACCUUCCGACGCACCAUCGGCAAAAACGUCGACUUUAGACACCUCACCGACCCCAUAGAAUUGACCUUCUCUACAGAUUUACUACAAGAAUCCUUCUCAAAGAACGGAAGAGACGUAGACAUAAGUUUAGACGGAGACAAACUGAACUUUGACGCUUGCAUAUCGCAGCCAAAAUCCCAAAGAUCUAGCAGCCUCACUCCGCCUUCAACUAACUUCACACACAUGUCUUCGUCCGCUGAAAAUUUAGCAGACGAACCGUUCGUUCAGAAACCUAGGAGUUUUUCUUUAUCGAGCGAACAUAGUUUAGGGAUAAGGCCUAUCAUAAUGUAUGGGACGACGGGGAGCGAGACGAGACUUGAUGAUUUGAGGUCGAAUAAGUUUACAGAGUUCCCGGGGAUGUCUACUGUGGCUCAGUGGUUAAAGAGUUUGAGGUUACAUAAGUACGUGUGGUUGUUUACUAACAUCAGCUAUGAGCAGAUGAUGGCUAUAGAUGAGGAGUAUUUGGAGAAAUUAGGUGUAACAAAAGGCGCUCGCCACAAACUUCUGCUCUCCAUAAACAAACUCCACGAGCGGCGCGCCGUCCUGGACGGAGUGGCCGCCGAGCUCGCUAGCGGAGCGCCCGGGGCCGCCGCGAGAGCCCUGGAGCGGCUCAGACAAGUGCUGUUGAGCCCUAUGCCUCCGGAGUCACCUCUGCCGGCGCAAAUAGUCAGUGUUUUGGAGACAGCCACCAAGUCGUCAUGUAUGUUUGUUUCAGCGUCCACAUGUAUCCCGGAAACGACAGUGCCGAUGCGAGACAUAGACGACGAUGAACAACGCGACCCCAUGUCGUUACAUUGUUGGCUCGUCGAAAAGGCGCUGCACCACGGGUCGUUCCGCGCGGCCGCGCUGCAGGCGGCGCUGCGGCGGCUGCGGCACCGCCUGCCGCCGCGCACCUUCUACCGGCACGUCGGCGACCAGCCGCCUAGACGUGCGCCCAAACCACGCUGGCGCGCCGGGCCGCCCUACUCGCGCGCGCCGCGGCCCUGGCUUCCCCCUCCCCCCCCUCCCCCCCCGCCGCGGCCCAAGUCCCACUCCUACCCACCCUUCCCCCCCGCGCUACUCCGACCCACCCCGGGGGACGACUACUCCAGCCUCGACGCCCUGUGUCUGCAGAUGACUGAGCAGGCCAUCAACUGA